GACUCUCUCUAAUUCCAUCUAACAGGUCCUGUUUUGACUGAUAGCUCACAGUGCCUCGUGCCCUCCCCCACCCUUCAACCCAGAGAAGACAGUCAAAGGCACAGCAGCCGCUUCCAAACUUACCGCCCUCAUGGCUUGAAAGUAUCUGACAGAUUGGAGGGGGCUUCUUCUGUUUGUGGUGAGGAAGAGGAAGAAGAGGAGGAGCAGGAGGAGGAAGAGGAGGAGGGCUGAGGUGUGAGUGAAUGCAGCCAUGGCCUGUACACCCUGUCCUUAGAGGAGCUGCUGAGUGGAAGAAAGAUCAAAGACAGCAGAGACGACCAACAGGAUGAAACUGUGGGGAAGGUCAGCUUGGCCUUUGCAGGUGGCCUUGCUCGUUGCCUUGGCGAUGCUCUGCGUUGACCCGGUGUCCGCUGGCAGCCGUAACCAUCGGGGACCGACAGUCUCAUACCAGGUGAAGCAGGGGACGUGCGAGGUGGUGGCCAUCCAUCGCUGCUGUAAUAAGAAUAAGAUUGAGGAGCGUUCUCAAACCGUCAAGUGUUCCUGUUUCCCCGGGCAGGUUGCUGGCACCACCAGAGCCAGACCCUCCUGUGUGGAAGCUUCCAUCGUAGCCCAGAAGUGGUGGUGCCACAUGCAGCCAUGUAUGGAUGGAGAGGAGUGUAAGGUCCUGCCGGACCUGACUGGCUGGUCCUGCAGCACUGGCAACAAAGUCAAAACCACCAAGGUCACACGAUAGCAAGAGAACCGCUGAGCCACUAGGAAACCUGAAACUCUCCAUGUGGGAAGGAUGGAUGACUCACACAUAUUUACUGUCCGAUGGGGAAAUUAUCAAGGAAAGGAUCGCUGUCAGGCUAUCCAUCACAAAACAAUGGGAUAAAAUGUACACAUCACAAACUACGUGCACUUGUCUACAUGGAGCCACAUGAAAAGCAUAUACAGUAUGCUGGUUGUUGAGAUCAACGGCCUACAAUCAUGGACACCCAGGGUACAUCUGGACACAAAUGGACUCUUAUUUUCCAAUAAUGGAUAAAGUGUGGAUUGAUCAGUUACAUUCACUGAUUAAGCAUUUUAAAGUAUAUAUUUCAACCAAGCAGUUGUGGAUGAGAGUGAGAUGUGAACUGAACGCUAUGCUUAGAGUGCUGCCGGACUUGCUGUCAACAUUUAGAGCUCAUACAGGAGACAAAUGGAGAUAAUCUGUGAGAAAUGAAAGAGGUAGCAGCUCAUAACUAGCAAAUAGCAAAUUAGCAUCAAAUUGCUCUUGUGGGUCAAGUCGCCACCAUGAAGACUGUUUUGCGGGAGUCAUUUUGCAGUUCUCAUUAGGAAUUGCAGUGUAGGAUCAUAACAACAUAUUAAAAAUUCAUGUAAGAUAUUUGCACUAGUUGAAAGCGUUUGGGAAUGUUUUGUUUUUCUAGAUAUCUCCCAUCUUUUGCUGUGGAUUUAACAUGAAAUUGAAGGUGAGCAUUUUGUAAAAUGUCUGACACUUGAAGUAGAUAAAUAUAUAUAUAUAUAUAUAUAUCACGCCCCAUUAUUCCUGAGUAGUUAUUGGUUAAAAUGUCCCAGAUUAUUGCGCCUCGCUUACAUACAGCUUGAUACAAUAUGAAGUAGCAAAGUGUGAUUCAUCUGUCUCAUUUUUGCCCAGAAACAUUUUCAAGCUCAGCCUUCAAAGUAAAAUAUCUUUGAUCUGUUAUAUUCAGUCUGUGACAUCUCUUAUGUUAAGUGUUAAAAGGAGGCCCAUAAAAUGUUCAAAUGAG
Scatophagus argus is the source of this 1748-nucleotide messenger RNA. It is a transcript of the gene tafa4b, whose product is annotated as TAFA chemokine like family member 4b. Gene Ontology annotation, molecular function: receptor ligand activity. NCBI's taxonomy places the organism in Eukaryota, Metazoa, Chordata, Actinopteri, Scatophagidae. The record is from RefSeq and is a predicted model, not a curated record. The transcript is spliced from 6 exons. The coding region runs from base 326 to 733 and encodes 135 amino acids.